Molecule: messenger RNA, 783 nt
Organism: Penicillium waksmanii
Lineage: Eukaryota; Fungi; Ascomycota; Eurotiomycetes; Eurotiales; Aspergillaceae
Exons: 2
Coding region: 1-783 (260 amino acids)
Source: RefSeq, a predicted model, not a curated record
AUGGGCUCCCGAAUUUUAGAUGAAACAAAUCGAAGCGAAUCCCCAGACAACGAUAGUCAGAAAGCGCGCAACUAUUUCGAAACAUUACCAGAGCCUGGUCCGCCUGAAUUUGCAUUUGUUAGUGGUAUGGGGGAUACCACUUACCGAAGCCAUGCAAUGAAAUCCUACUGGAGGCAUAAGAAGAGCGAACAGCGACGCCAAGAAGACACCGGACAUACCAAACCAGCUUUGCGACCAUUGUUAUCCCGCAAAGUGCGAGCAGAAGACGAUCGCGAUGAUCCAAGUCAGCCUCAAUUUCAACCAACAGAAGACGCUUACUCGUAUCUCCAUGACUCUUCUAUCUCGAUUAAGGAGACAAGAGUACCUGGUAUCCCCCAGCAGAUAUUUUCUGGGAUCACCUUUGCAUUAUCUUCAAGUUUAGAUCAGGGAGCUGAUUUCGGCGGGUUUCAGAUUUCAGCACAUCAUUACCGCUCACCUGCUGUUCUAGGGCUCGGUAUGCAUGCCGAACUCAUACAUUCAGGACUCAAACCGCAGACCUUUUCCCCGUUCAAAGAUAUUUGGAUACCACUCGACCUAUCAAAUUCCGCGUCAUUCAACGGGAUCUUAGCCCAUGCAGCUGCUGACCUCAAUGGCCGGCGAGAAGAUGAGGACAAAUCAGAAAUCUUGAAAUUUAAAACCGAAGCCAUAGGUACUAUCAAUCUAUGGCUUAGCACUUCGACAAAUGCAAUUAAAGAUGAGGUCUUCGCCGGCGUCGUGCGGCUUCUUACCUUUGAGGUACGUUGA